This is a messenger RNA of Sphaeroforma arctica JP610, 369 nucleotides long. RefSeq lists its product as hypothetical. The transcript has a single exon. Bases 1 to 369 code for a protein of 122 amino acids. Lineage: Eukaryota; Ichthyosporea; Ichthyophonida. The record is from RefSeq and is a predicted model, not a curated record.
AUGCGUGGAUCUACAAUUGAAAAGAUCGAUUCAACAUCACCAAACACUGCCGGUCAACAGGCGGCGUCUACACAAGGCGACUCUAUUGAGCGGCCUGUGGCAAACGACUUUACGCGCAAUGAUCGUCUGUUUGCAGGUUACUUUGGCAUGACACCGGCAGCCCUGACCAACGAUAGCACUCAGAGACUUAUGCAUUAUGCACCUGUGCCCCAACUUAACAGUCUAGAUACAAAGAGCGGUUGGAAGAACCCCAUGUUUGAGAAUCCAAUGCGUACACAUAUCCCACAGAGUGGUGUAAACACUGGUCGCCCAGUUCACUGGCAACGUGUAACUAUGUAUGACGGAGUCAAGUUCCCCACGGCACCAUAA